ACUCGUUUACAUGGCGCGAGCUAAAGUGCUGGGUAGAAAUCAGCGGACUAGGAAAGGAGGAGAGAAAAAUACACGGAUUAUUUCCCUUCCUUCCCCUUUGGCUCUCUUCCUUCAGGGUAGUUAAGCCAGUCGAAGCGAGAAUCCCCGGCCUCUGGAGGAGAGUCCGUGCGCAUCGUCGCAGGCAAACAAUCCAGGACUGGCCUGGCCGCUCUCGCAAAACUUGCUCCAACUCCGGCUCUUAAUUGUUCGUUUGGAGGGCUGCCUGGGACCAAUUCCGAAGGCGGCCCCGAGCCCCACGCCAGCCAGAGCGCGAAGGGGGAAGAGGAGACGGGGCUGCUGGGUUGGCUCGCUCGGGAAGCUGCUGUUGCCAUAACCAAGGCGGGUUUACUGUGCAAACUUAAGAGGACAAUUCCCGAGGCGGUUUUUGUUUAUUAGUUUUUUUAAGGCGGGGUCAGGAGGGAAGGAAAAGCUGCUGAAGGACAGCCAUCCAGCAGCCCCUUUACAGAAGGGGGCACGAGAGCUUCUGCACUAGGGUGGGCGGCUCGCCCCUGCCCCGAGCGGACGGGAGAGGCAAGGAGCUUCGGCUCCGUGUUCUUCCGAGGCACUUUUAAGUGGCUCCGGGGUCUGUUCGCGAGGAAGAAGGGCGGGCGGCAGUGCGCACAGCGCGGUUCGCCGCCACCAUUUCUGUAGGAAAGUUCGGUGCCAGCCCCGAGCGUUUCGAGGCUCCAUGGGAUGAGGCUUCCCAACGGGCAAUUGGACGAGGGCUGCGGUCUCCUCUCCUUCCCUCGCCUCUCAGAUUGAGCGGCGGAAGGGGCUUGAAAUCAACGCUUCCGCCAGUUUUCCCGCAAGGAGCGGGGAGGGGGGGACACUACUGAACUUGCUCUCCUUCUGGGGAAGGCGAGAGAAACGACCCCUUUUCCUAGUUGCCUUGGCUUUUUCGAGCACCACCAGCCGGGACGCAUCUUCCCUCCGCCGUGUAACUCCUGGCUGCUUUAAAACUCCCCCCUUCUCCUUUUUACCUUCCCUCCUCCCUCUUCCUCGCCUGCCUGGGGCUGAAUUAGUUCCCCUCUUAGUCCUGCCUCUGCUUGUUCCUGGUCUAGGCUGUGCCGCCUCUUUCUCUCCCCACCCCCCUUUCUUUCUUUUUUUCGCGCUCCCUUUUUCGGAUCGGUGGACGCUACUGGUGUCUGGAGGAAUUUCUCUUGCUGUUCUUUCCUUCCUGCCCUGAGGCUGGCAGCAAAGGGGAGGGGGGAGGAGGCAAAAGCCAGUGUGAGUUGCUGCUGCAGCAGCGGGAGAUGUGGAUUCUUGGUUGCAGCUGCAGCACAAGGACACGGUCAGGCAACCGGGCUGCAGCUGAGAGACUCGGCUAGUCGGAGGCAGCAGCCACUCCGCUCCAAGUGAGAGAAGACGAAAGGACCUGGGAUUGCCGCUGCCAGACAGGAAUAAAUCCAACUCUUGGACAAACACGAUCCUCUCGUUUCCUUGCUGAGGGAAGAGGGGCGGGGGGUUGGCAGGCUGCCGCUUUUUGGGCACCCCAAGGAUUGAGGCCAUUCUGGCGGACGGGUGCGAAGUGGAGGCCGGUCUGGGGUUUAACAAUGGUGAGGUUUCUGGUGAGCUCCUGCUGCGCCCUGGCUGCGUCGGUGCUGCGCCAUCCCCGCAUCGGAUCACGGUGAGGAAAAAAUGAGCGAAGAGACGGCGAAUUCUAACAACGAUAAUAGUUAUGCCCGUGUGCGAGCUGUGGUGAUGACCCGUGAUGACUCAAGUGGUGGAUGGUUACCACUUGGAGGGGGUGGACUGAGCUGCGUCACUGUUUUCAAAGUCAUUCACCAGGAAGAAAAUGGCUGUGCUGAUUUUCUUGUACAUGGGGAGCGUCUCAGGGAUAAAACGGUGGUUUUGGAAUGCACAUUAAAGAAGGACAUUAUUUACAAUAAGGUUACGCCAACUUUUCACCACUGGAAGAUUGAUGACAAAAAAUUCGGCCUCACAUUUCAGAGUCCUGCUGAUGCAAGAGCAUUUGACAGAGGCAUUCGGAGAGCAGUUGAAGAUAUUUCUCAAGGUUGUCCAACUUCACAUGAUGAAAUCGAAGUGCCUGCUGAUGGCUUUCCAGCAAUUCCAGAAAACUCAUCCAGUUUGCUAGUGAAAGAUCAUCUUUUCCAACAAGAACCUAUCGUGAGAAAUGAUCCUUACAAAAGCUUAAAUAUAAGACCGUCAGCCUUUGAAGAUUUGAACUCCAGAAGAUCCUACUUUCACAGCCAGUCCAACCAGAUAUCCCCGAAACCAGUCAGGAAUGUCAGUUUUCAGGAUGAAGAAGAAAUUGUCCGAAUAAACCCUCGUGAUAUUUUAAUACGCCGCUAUGCAGACUAUAGACACCCAGACAUGUGGAAAAAUGACUUGGAUAGGGAUGAAGCAGACACUUCACUGCAGUGUCCUAAGGCAGACCAUAAAAAGUCAGAAUAUCUCUACCCCUCUGGGGAUGGAACCAAGCUGAAUUCCCUAAAAGAGCCAAAAAGUUCUGUGGUACUUAAAACACAGCCUUCCUCUUUCAAAUUAAAAAAAUCAAAGCGACGGAAAGAAGACGGUGAGCGUUCUCGCUGUGUGUACUGCCAGGAGAGGUUUAAUCAUGAAGAGAAUGGCCGGGGCAAGUGCCAGGAUGCCCCUGACCCUAUUAAGAGGUGCAUAUACCAAGUUAGCUGCAUGCUUUGUGCUGAGAGCAUGCUCUAUCACUGCAUGUCAGACUCCGAAGGGGAUUUCUCAGACCCCUGCUCAUGCGACACGAGCGAUGACAAGUUCUGCUUACGAUGGCUCGCUCUUGUCACUUUGUCCUUCAUUGCACCAUGUAUGUGCUGCUACCUCCCCUUGAGAGCCUGCCACCACUGUGGCGAAGUCUGCGGAUGCUGCGGAGGGAAGCAUAAAGCUGCAGGGUGAACAGCUCUGGCGCCAAAUUGCUGACAAGUCUUUAUUUUUGGGAAGCAUCAACUUGUGGAAAGCAUUUGGCAAACAGAAGGGAAACCUGUCAUGUGCACAAGGCCCAUUGUGGAAGAAGCAUCAGAACUCUUGUUGCAUUUUAAGAAAGUUAGCCAUGCCUAAUAAUCUGUUUUUAAGUGCAUGGUGCAAGUCGUGGAGGAGUUCUUGCAAAAGGAAAGUUUUUUCUUACGACUGGCAGUGGAAAUAAGCAUAAACUGCAGUCCGUGCUAUAAGGGAUCAAUUUCAGCAAUUUGUGUAUUUUGUGGUUUAGGUGAUGGGGGGCUCUGAAAUAAAUGUUUGGCAGAAAUUUUUAACUAAAUCUGCACUAGUGAGAGCUGAUUUAAAACUAAAGAAAGUUAAUAACUUGGUGACUGCGAGAAAUUUAAAUUGAUUUUAAGUCCAACUAAAUUGCUUAUAAAUAGUUUUUGGAAGCAACUUUAUGUACAAAUAACAAAUGUUUAUAUUUAACUAUAUGGUACGAAUUAUUAAAUCUUCCUUCCCCUUUCCAGUUGCAAAGCAGUUAUGGACCACAUUUCCAGUCACAUUCCGUGAUAGUAUUUCUCAAUAUUUAACUAGUUAGUAGCAUUUCUAUUACAUAUGGACAAAUCAGUAUUUUCUGUCUUGUGUCCUUCAACUACAUUUUGUACUGAGUUCCCUCUGUGUACAUUCUGGUAAUUUGAAAGCCUUUAAAAUAUUAAUUAUUGUAGUCUUGAAUGACCAAUGUUUUGUUAAGCACAGGUAUAAUUGUCUAAUGCUCUUAUGAGAACAUAACAUUUAUUUUUAUAUAUAAAUGAUUCUGAUUUUAAUGUAAUGGCAGAAGAGGUUCCUCCAGACACACUUUUUUUUUUAAACCAGGAGAAUUUUCUUUUAUGGUUUCCUCCAAAAUGAAGUUGUUGAUCGCUAAUGUUUGGGGAAGGAAAAUUGCCGUGAGGUAAUGCUUAUAAAAUAUAUAUUUAUCAUUCUGUUCAACUUAGUAUGAGUUAUUUCUUCAGACUACUACAGGAACAAAAAUAUUUGCAUUAUUUUAAUUUUAUUGGCCUAGCAAAAACUUUAAAAACUGCAGCCUGGGUAGGAAAAAGCAAGUGAAUUGUGAAUGAAAGUGGAUUUUACUUUGUCUUUUGAGUUGUACGAUAUUAAUAAUGAAUGUUUAACUUAACGUUUGGCUGUGUGUUCUGAAUACCACCUUUGGGGAACUGCCUAAAUGUCAUCACAUGGUAACAUAGCUGAGCAUACAGGAUUUUUAUUAAUAAAACUCUCUAAAGCA
Varanus komodoensis (Komodo dragon) is the source of this 4225-nucleotide messenger RNA. It is a transcript of the gene SPRED1, whose product is annotated as sprouty related EVH1 domain containing 1. Gene Ontology annotation, biological process: negative regulation of MAPK cascade; multicellular organism development. NCBI's taxonomy places the organism in Eukaryota, Metazoa, Chordata, Lepidosauria, Squamata, Varanidae. The record is from RefSeq and is a predicted model, not a curated record. Gene Ontology annotation, molecular function: protein kinase binding. Gene Ontology annotation, cellular component: membrane. The coding region runs from base 1678 to 2922 and encodes 414 amino acids. The transcript has 6 exons.